Messenger RNA from Beta vulgaris subsp. vulgaris (sugar beet), 2008 nucleotides. RefSeq names its product cytochrome P450 98A2. Gene Ontology annotation, molecular function: oxidoreductase activity, acting on paired donors, with incorporation or reduction of molecular oxygen; heme binding; monooxygenase activity. The transcript is spliced from 3 exons. The record is from RefSeq and is a predicted model, not a curated record. NCBI's taxonomy places the organism in Eukaryota, Viridiplantae, Streptophyta, Magnoliopsida, Caryophyllales, Amaranthaceae. Bases 174 to 1712 code for a protein of 512 amino acids.
UCUCUCUCCUAAGUCCUACACACAUCAUUUUCAUUCACCAACCCCUUCCCACCCACUUCACCAUAUAACCCCAAAUUUCUCCCUUCUUCCACUUUAUUUCCCCUCAAAAACACAAAGAAGGAAAAAAAAAAACACCCAAACAUCUUUCUCUCUCCUCCCAAAAAAACUAAAACAUGGGUCUUCUUUUAAUCCUCCCACUCUCUCUCCUCCUUCUUGUAUUAGCAUACAACCUCUUCCAACGGUUCAGAUACAAACUACCACCCGGUCCAAAACCAUGGCCGGUUGUAGGUAAUAUAUAUGAUAUUAAACCAGUCCGGUUCAGAUGCUUUCAUGAUUGGGCCCAAACUUAUGGCCCAAUACUAUCUUUUAGACUUGGGUCUAAGUUAAACGUCGUCGUUUCAAGUGCUGAGCUGGCGAAACAAGUGUUGAAAGAACAUGAUCAAACUUUGGCUGAUAGACAUAGAAGUAGAUCAUCUGCUAGAUUUAGUAAAGAUGGUAAAGAUCUUAUUUGGGCUGAUUAUGGGCCUCAUUAUGUUAAGGUUAGAAAGGCUUGUACUUUGGAAUUGUUUACUCAAAGAAGACUUGAGGCUCUUAGGCCCAUUAGAGAAGAUGAGGUUACUGCUAUGAUUGAAUCACUCUUCAAUGAUUGCACUCAACCUGAAAACAAAGGCAAACCCCUUAAAGUAAGGAGGUACAUAGGAACUGUGUCAUUCAACAACAUCACAAGGCUAACUUUUGGGAAGAGAUUUAUAAACUCCAAGGGAGAAUUAGAUCCCUUAGGAAAGGAAUUCAAGGGCAUAUUAUCUAGUGGGGUGAAAUCUAACAAGACAAGCUUCUUGGCCGAGCACCUUCCGUGGCUCCGAUGGUUGUUGGUGCCUCUUGACAAUGAAAAAGGUGAGGCUGCAAUGCACAACGCUCGAUUGGACCGCUUCACUCGAGAAAUCAUGGAGGAGCAUACUAAAGCCAAGUCCCAAAAUAUCGGUGGUAUAAAGCAACACUUUGUUGAUGCCUUACUUGGCCUCAAGGAUGAGUAUGAUCUUAGUGAAGACACCAUUAUUGGGCUUCUUUGGGACAUGGUUAUUGCAGGAAUGGACACAGUUUCCAUCUCAGUAGAGUGGGCCUUGGCAGAGUUAAUAAGGAACCCAAGAGUACAAAAGAAGGCCCAAGAAGAGCUGGAUCGGGUAAUCGGACAAGAACGGAUCAUGACCGAAUUAGAUUUCUCAAACCUUCCCUACUUACAAGCCCUUGCAAAGGAGUCCUUAAGGCUUCACCCACCAACCCCUCUUAUGUUGCCUCAUAAGGCAAAAGCUCAUGUCAAAAUUGGUGGGUAUGAUGUCCCCAAGGGCUCUAUAGUCUAUGUGAAUGUUUGGGGUUUGGGUCGUGACUCGAACGUUUGGCGGGAUCCAAACGAGUUCCGACCAGAACGGUUCUUCGAGGAGGAUGUUGACAUGAAAGGUCACGAUUUCCGAUUGCUACCAUUCGGGGCCGGUAGACGUAUAUGCCCGGGAACACAAUUGGGUAUCAACUUGGUAACAUCAAUGUUAGGUCAUCUAUUGCACCAUUUUGAUUGGAACCAACUAAAUGAAGUUGAAGAAAUUGACAUGAAGGAGGCCCCAGGAAUUGUCACCUAUAUGAGCACACCUCUACAAGCUGUGCCUGUUCCAAGGUUACCUGCGGAUCAUUUGUAUAAACGUGUAGUGUUUGAUGUGUAAUCUAAGUAGCAUUUUUAGCUGCAUACUGAGUUAUUGUUGAAAAACAAACUUUAAAUUUAGGAUGUUAUAUUUAGCUUUCUUUAAUUAGCAUUUGUUUAAUUUAAAUAGUGGUUUGUGAUGAGAACAAUUAUCAUCCUUUAAUUAUUUAGAAUUGUAUAACUAUAUAUAUGUAACAUUUCUAAUCAUGAAAUAAUAAAAAAAAGCAGAAGCCUGAGAGAGUUUAACAGAAAUAAAGAAAAGGAGAUAUAAGGAGAAGUUUUGCAUUAUAACAUAUAUCUAAAGUUAUAUUUUUCUUA